CACCAUCAAUUGAAGCAGAAUUACUCCUAGUCUCGCUCCAAUCCUUGCUAACUCCAAAAGCCAAACAUGGCUUUGAGUAGCCUCAGCUUCUUCCGGGCGUUUCUCUUAUUGUCACUCGCGACCUCGGCUUUCUCGACGCGGCCCUACAAGGAAGGCCUUGCGCCCAACUUCUACGAUUACGUUUGCCCUCAAGCCUUGCCCACCAUAAAACGCAUCGUCGAGGCAGCGGUGCAACAGGAGCGACGCAUGGGCGCUUCCUUACUCCGUUUGCACUUCCACGAUUGCUUUGUUAACGGUUGCGAUGCUUCGAUACUUUUGGAUCCGAGCCCUACCAUUGACAGCGAAAAGCUCGCCGGCCCGAAUAACAAUUCAGCUAGAGGGUUCGAAGUGAUCGAUCAGAUUAAAGCAGAGGUCGAUAAAGCUUGCGGAUUCUCACUUGUAUCGUGUGCCGACAUCUUGGCCAUCGCAGCCCGUGACUCCGUUGUUGCGCUUGGAGGGCCUUCAUGGGAAGUACAACUCGGAAGGAGGGACUCGACGACAGCGAGCAGGACAACGGCCAACAACAACAUUCCCGCGCCGAACAUGGACUUGCCUGCACUGAUCAACACAUUCCAGAAGCAAGGUCUCGACUCUAGGGACCUAGUCGCCCUGAGCGGUGCGCACACAAUCGGGUUCGCACAGUGUCGCAUUUUCAGGGACCGCAUAUACAACGACACCAACAUCGUCGCGGAUUUCGCCAGGAGCCUCAAGUCCUUGUGCCCGCGUACUGGAGAGGAUGGUAACCUCGCCGGUUUGGACCCUUCGCCGGCUCAAUUCGACUCCCUGUACUUCCACAAUCUGUUGGCGCAAAAGGGGCUUCUUCAUUCUGAUCAGGCACUUUACGGUGGCGGGUCGACGGAUGAGCUGGUGAAAACGUACAGUGAUGAUGUGGAGGCCUUUUGGGAUGAUUUUGCGAAGUCAAUGGUCAAGUUGGGAAACAUAAAGCCGUUGAUCGGAAACCAGGGCCAGAUUCGCUUGAAUUGCCGGAGGGUGAACUGAAGUGGCUGUUCGUUCAAAUCGUACAUUCUUAAUUGUCUAUUCAUGGUAUUGGUUUGCUCUGGUUUAUUCAGAUGUGUUGUUUAAUAAUGGAGUUAAGAGACAUUCUUGAUUUUCUUUGACCAAGCACUGAAGCUUUAUGCUCAAUGGAUGUAAGUAUGCCUCAAAUAUUA
This is a messenger RNA of Rhodamnia argentea, 1208 nucleotides long. Its product is annotated as peroxidase P7-like. NCBI's taxonomy places the organism in Eukaryota, Viridiplantae, Streptophyta, Magnoliopsida, Myrtales, Myrtaceae. Gene Ontology annotation, biological process: response to oxidative stress; hydrogen peroxide catabolic process. The record is from RefSeq and is a predicted model, not a curated record. The transcript is spliced from 3 exons. Gene Ontology annotation, molecular function: heme binding; peroxidase activity. Bases 67 to 1038 code for a protein of 323 amino acids.